GUACUUUUUCCUCCCCUGGUCAUUGCACACAUGUGCAAGGUUCUGACUGUGAAGGUAAUCUGAUUUUAGAAGAUUCCUAACUAAUCCGUUGAUCUGUUCUUCAGUUGAGUGGAUUAUUAAGUGGAUUACAGCACAGCAUUUAUAAUCUGAGUGAGAUCACUUCACUCUAAAGAUUUGUGUAUAGAUUAAACUUUUUGUACUUGGUCUAUAAAUCAGAUUAGGCACCUGAAGUCUCACAUAAUUUAAUAUGGAGGUUGGCUUUUUUUUUUUCUGUAGUAGGGGAAAACUUUACUGUCCCAGACUGGUGUUAAAACCCUUACGGUAGAUCAAUUUUGCACAGUUAUACUCCAGUUUGUGAUCUCUCUGCUUAGUCACACUGCAGAUGAGGAUCCGGUGUAACUGGCACACUAUAGCAGUGAAUUCAAACCAUGCUUUCUUUUUUGGAGUUUUUACUCUGCGCUAAACUCACACUGGUCUAUUGUAGUGAAAGUCACUUCUAUGGUCGCCUAGACGACACACAACACACCAUGGCAACGCUGAGAGAGUUUAGAGCCUUCUGGAGUUAACACAGCUCCUGCCUUGGGUUGUGGAGUCCUGGUGACAUUUUGACAGUAACGUAGAACACAAUGGGUUUUUCUUGUUUUUAUACCACAGCGCUAUUGACUUCUGGAUUCCAAUUGGUCAGAGGGCAUUGAUUGAUUUUCUAUAACCGUACCUCUGACUGUUCCGGCUGCAAAGCAACUCGCAGACCAGGCAUUCGUCACCUUGGCCACAAACGAUAAAUAUGCGAAAGGAGCAAUGGUGCUGGGGAAGUCCCUGAGGAACCAUAAGACCUCCAAGAAGCUGGUGGUGCUCAUCGGACCCCACGUGUCAGAACCGUCCAGGGCAGUGCUUCAGACGCUGUAUGAUGAGGUCAGGCUGGUGGACGUGUUGGACAGUGGGGACACCGCGCACUUGGUCAUGAUGCAGAGACCAGACCUGGGAGUGACCUUCACUAAGCUCCACUGCUGGACGCUCACACACUACUCCAAAUGUGUGUUUAUGGACGCAGACACGAUGGUGGUAGCGAACAUUGAUGAGCUGUUUGACAGAGAGGAGUUCUCAGCAGCUCCAGAUCCCGGAUGGCCCGACUGCUUCAACUCCGGGGUGUUCGUCUUCCGCCCCUCCAACGAGACCUACGGCAAACUCCUCGAGUACUGUACAGAGCACGGCAGCUUCGACGGUGGAGAUCAGGGAGUUCUCAAUGGGUACUUCAGUGACUGGGCCACAGCAGACAUCAGAAAACACCUUCCGUUUAUCUACAAUAUGAGCAGCAUAGCAAUCUACACUUACCUUCCUGCCUUUAAACAGUAUGGCGCAAACGCCAAGGUGGUGCACUUCCUUGGUAAGACGAAGCCGUGGAGCUACACCUACGACACUAAUCAGAGGAGAGUACGGGGGAACGUGCAGGAGGCCUCGUCGCACCCCGGCUAUCUCCUGGAGUGGUGGAGUCUUUACAGCAGCUGUGUGCUCCCCCUGAAGCACCAAGAACAUGGUGAAGAGCCUUUCGAGUUCAGUGUUCAGCAGGAGGAGUUUCAGCCUCAGGCCCUGCCCGGCCCGCCUCCUCUCUCCUCAGCCGAGCGUAAACAGCGCUGGGAACAGGGCCAAGCCGACUACAUGGGAAUGGACUCUUUUGAGAACAUCGAGAAAAAGCUUGCUGCUUUCCUUAAAUAAAGAAGAGGGGGUGGGGGAUCGACAUUGUAACAGGGUUCUUUACGGUUUUUGAGUGAUGGUUUUGAAACGCGAGUAGAUCCCAUGACUACAGUGUCACCCUGACUGGUUUUCCUUCAGCUAUGCAGAACGGUCACUGCAGCGUGCCAACCUCGACACCAAUUUUCUUUCUUAAAACUUUUGUACACUCUGAAACUGGUAUUCAUUUUUGACUUCAUGCUCUUCACCCAAAAAAAAAAAAAAAAAACCCUAGAUAAACUUUUCUUUAUAUUCCAGGUAGUCAUGUUUAUAAGUGGAGCCGAAUGCCGCUGUUUACACCGAGGAGGUGACGCUUUAAUGGCACCGAUUUCCGAGACGGCGUUGUUUUUAAUUCUCACACGCAUGCGCACACACCAAUGAGAAGUCUUUAAGUACGACGCCCAUCACAUGACUCGCUCUCGUCAUCGCUCAGUAGUUACAUCUGUUCAAGCACUUUAAAUAGAAAGCACUUAGACUUGAACUUAGGUGUUUUUUUUUUGGCUUGGUCACAAACUGUUGCCUUGGUUUCGCUCAGUGUUUACGGUUGAUCACAGUAAAAUCUGAGCUUUCAUGCACUUAAGUCUAUAGUUCUGCGCAUUGUGAAUGUCUGCAUUAGUUCGUGUCCACAUAGUGUGAGGUGGAUGCUCUUCACCUCACCUGUUGCUGCUGUCUUCUCUCUCAGUGCAAGUGUCUUACAUUUUCAUCUGCACAAUAAACAUUGAGAUUGUUAAA
Messenger RNA from Ictalurus furcatus (blue catfish), 2460 nucleotides. RefSeq names its product glycogenin 1b (gene gyg1b). Gene Ontology annotation, molecular function: glycosyltransferase activity. Bases 799 to 1713 code for a protein of 304 amino acids. Gene Ontology annotation, cellular component: cytoplasm. The record is from RefSeq and is a predicted model, not a curated record. The transcript is spliced from 7 exons. NCBI's taxonomy places the organism in Eukaryota, Metazoa, Chordata, Actinopteri, Siluriformes, Ictaluridae.